AUGCGCAUGGGGCCAGAUAAACCAAUGAAUGCGACGAGUAGUUCGCCCCCCAUACAUUGUGAUUAUGUAACUACGAACACCGGAAAAAAUACCUGCCAAGCCAAAGAAACGCCAUCCGCAGCAGCCAUGUUCUGCACCAAACUGAGAAAACACUUCACACAGAUCAAAAACCAGAGCCAUCCGGGACGUCGUUGUCAAUAUCAGAAGCUCAGCAGCAGUUCCAGCGCAACAGUACAGAAGACAAAGCCCAGCACCAGGAGCCGGCUAAGCAGCCUCAUGAAUUUGAUCAGCAUAACGACACUAGUUCUGGCGACGUUCAUAACCACCGCAUCGGCGAAUCCCGUUUUUGUCGAUAAUCCCAGCUUAGCACAAUUCAUAUCAUAUUCCGAUAUUGUCAAGAAUGUGAAUGUGGCAGUGGAGAAAACUCAGCUACUAAUGGAUGGAAACGAGUUCUCGCAGAACUACACCAUUUAUACCUAUAUACUCAUAACAGAAAACGAAAUGGCCAAUCAUAUAUUCCGCAAACAAACCACAGCCGGAGUCAUGGCAAUUCAAUCGGGUAGAAAUAUACGACAUUUGCCCUGCAUAGUGAGGAAAUCUGGACGAUCAGGAGUGUGUAUGUUCGCCAUCGAUUGUAUCAAACAGAAUGGAACACAUUUGGGCACCUGUAUUGAUCGCUUCUAUUUCGGAUCGUGUUGUGACAUCAAGGAUGAAGGUGCAUUGUUUGCCCCUGAGAUCGGAGAUAAUAGCAUCGAUCAGAACACCAUAUCGCAUCACUUUACAUCGGAAUCCACCACAAUGCCUACAAGUGCUUUGUUCAAGUUGACAACUUUGGGAACACACAUUGACAGUAAUACUACCUUGCAACAGCCACAAGCCGAUUUGACUCAAAUAUCCAACAUUGUUACACAGAGCAUGGCUUCGGCAGCAUCAACACAACAACAUACUCGCCGGCCGGUUACACAACAGACAAAUGCCACCACAAUCAGUUCCACAAAGCCCAGCACAACAACCACCAACAAACCUCCACAGUCCACCACCCACAAACAGUCGCAUUUUGUGAUUAGAACCACAGCUAAGCCGACAAAAGGUAGCACCGGUGGUGGAAAACCCUUGUAUAACACAACGACCAAGAAAAAGAAGAUUACAACAACAACUUCGACGACAACAACCACCACCACUACUACUACACCUCGACCAAUUCUCACCACCACAGCCAACAGCAAACUGUCACAAGACGAAUUGCCCUUGGAGGUCACCACACCACCCACAAAACUUUUCACAUUCCAAACGGUGGAAACCACUGUGGCAACACCCACCGAACCGACCAAAUUAAUGGAAUUUGUUACCACGCAACGCAUUGUACCACCAAAAACAACCAAGUCACCACAAACUACCGUUGCUCCAACCCUGGCCCACAAUGUAACAGCAACGACAGCCCAUCGACCCACAAUAAAACCCAAGCCACAAACCAGUCGAAAACCCAGUACAACGAAAAAACCCCAGAGCAAUAAACGGACAACGGUCAAACCAAGCACCAAGCCACAAUUGCCCACAACAAUGGCGGAUCAAACGAAUGCAACAACAGCAAAUGCCACCAUUACCAAAUAUCCCGCUGGAUAUAGACCCAAACCGAAACCCACAGCCACAAUUACCAAGGUACCCAGACCAACAACUACUUCAUUUAAGCCCAGACCCAAACCAAGCACUACCCAUGCGCCGGAAGAGCCCACUACAACUGAAGCCCCCAAAAAGGUACCAGUAACGUCGACCACAACAACCAGUACAUCUGCAUCCAGCAGCACCACAACAACAACUACCACAACUUCGACCACAAAGAAACCUCAUACCACCACUAAGAAGACAACAACUACGACGACGACUAUGCCACCAAAGAUUCAAAGCACCGAUGCACCUGUGGUCAGCAUUUCCACCACUCAAAAGCCAGGCUUAGUAACGUGGACUAAUAUUGACACCGAACCCAUUGAUCCAAACAAAGCAUCAGACUCUUGGAUACCAGUUACAACAUCAGGUCCCAGUGUUACUAAUAAGACAGAGGAAGAUAUCGAAUCGAAUAAAUACGAGGAACUUGGUGUCUCUGUAUCCACCAGUAUUAGUGCUGUGGUGAAUAACAAUACCAUAUUUGUUUCAGCACCACAAAAACCGAUUAUCUUCCAGACAUCGUCCAGUAGUACCACAACGUCGACGACACGCAAACCCACUACAACUAGCGCCAGCACAACAACGACAACACCUAAGCCCACAACCACCACCACCACAACAACGACGACAACAACACAUAAACCUCCCACUCAAUAUACAUCCCCAACAACAACGACAACAACCACAACCCCUAAACCCACCACACCAUCGACCACAACAACUACCUCCACCACAACUCAAAACCCUAUACCAUCAACAAAUCCUCCAAAACCCAUUACCGAAGCACCA
This is a messenger RNA of Musca vetustissima, 2451 nucleotides long. RefSeq names its product mucin-2 (gene Np). The record is from RefSeq and is a predicted model, not a curated record. NCBI's taxonomy places the organism in Eukaryota, Metazoa, Arthropoda, Insecta, Diptera, Muscidae. The transcript is spliced from 8 exons. The annotation marks the transcript as partial.